Symbiodinium sp. CCMP2456 is the source of this 169-nucleotide messenger RNA. The record is from the annotation of a GenBank genome assembly. NCBI's taxonomy places the organism in Eukaryota, Dinophyceae, Suessiales, Symbiodiniaceae.
GCUGCGUGGCCUUCGGUGCGGCCGCUUGGGCAGCCGGCAUGCGGCCGAUCGGUGCCAUCGACCCACCCGUGGGCUUAGGACCCCAUGCGCUGAACCUCGUCCGCCAAGAGGAGGCAGCGGUCGAGCGCGCACACAGCGAGGAGAUCUUUGGCGGAGAGAACAUCCGGCA